AUGUACGAUGAUGUCCGUCUAGGUCUCCUCAACGGAGAUAUACUGCUGGAUACUUAUACGCUUGGAUUGCCUACACAUGACUUCGGAAGCAAAGCCUACCCUCAGAAUUCGUUCGGCAUCGGUGCACGCUCCAAGCUUCUGAACACGCUGCAAAGCGUAGGGCAUAUUGCGUCGUCGUCGUACUCGUACUUCAAUGGACAUGCUAAUGUCGCUGACCCAAGCAGAAGCGUCGACGGCCGGGUCGUUCUCGGCGGGUAUGAUGCAGCCCUCAAUGGCGGCGGCCCACACAUUAGCAACCCGAUGGUAGCGCCUACACCGCGCUGCCCUAUCGGUAUGUGGGUCGAUGUGGAAGACUUACUCCUCACCUUCGCCAACGGCACGAUGCCAAGUCUGUCCCAGCAACAGCUUCUCCGAGCAUGCGUGUCAGUGAGCGAGCAAUACAUCAUGUCGGUCCCCAUUGGUCCUUACUGUGACCGUUUCGCGGACUACGUGGGGACCGGGUGGCGGGGUUACUCAGGCAGCGUGAUCAACGACCUUGGAACCCUGUAUGAUGCCGAUAUGGUCUACCGCGGCGGUCUUCAUAUCAGACUCUCGCCCAACGUCACCAUCGAACUCACCCACUCCAUGCUCGUGACCUUCGAGCAAGACGUUGGUCCCAGUGGCGCUAUCGAUACAGAUUUCUUGACUGCAGAAGUUUUGAUUUUCCCUUUUGCAGAUGCCAGCAUGAGUCCAGUAAUUGGCCGCCAAUGCUUCUCAGCCGCCCAGCUCUUCGUCGACUACGAGGCCAACACCUUCAUCUCGCCUGCUGUACAGAACGCUGCCAGCGACCUUGUGGCGGUAGGAAAGGACUGCGCCGUCAAGAAUAGCGGCAGCAGCGUGGGCGGCGGCACUGGACUCGAAUACAACGCUACCAGCGAAAAGUAUAGUUCGCAAGCGGGGCUAUCUGGCGGCACAAUCGCAGGCAUUGCCAUUGGCGCCAUGGCCAUCCUUGCGCUCAUAGCAGCGGCAGUAUUCUUCACCAUGAAACGUCGGCGAAGACGUUCUGAUCUGGCAAAGGCAAUGUCGUCCUCUGUCGAGUCGUAUGAGUCCAUGAGCGAACUGUCGCCGACUGCUGAAGCGCCGGCGGAGGUGCCGGCGGAUUCACCGCGUCGGGAAUUGGAAUCUGAAGGGGUCAUGAGGCAUGAACUUGAUGCGCCGCGGCAGAGGGUGGAGUUGGGCUGA
This is a messenger RNA of Saxophila tyrrhenica, 1221 nucleotides long. RefSeq lists its product as uncharacterized. The transcript has 2 exons. The record is from RefSeq and is a predicted model, not a curated record. Lineage: Eukaryota; Fungi; Ascomycota; Dothideomycetes; Mycosphaerellales; Extremaceae. The coding region runs from base 1 to 1221 and encodes 406 amino acids.